This is a messenger RNA of Phytophthora sojae, 1206 nucleotides long. RefSeq lists its product as hypothetical. The record is from RefSeq and is a predicted model, not a curated record. The transcript is spliced from 5 exons. The coding region runs from base 1 to 1206 and encodes 401 amino acids. Lineage: Eukaryota; Oomycota; Peronosporomycetes; Peronosporales; Peronosporaceae.
AUGGCCCGGGCAUAUACGCUGCUAGAUAAGAACGUUCUGGUUCUUGAUCGACGAUCCACGGGCUCAACUCUAGCGCCCUACGGCUGGAAGCUGCUCUCCGCUUGGAAGCGCCUGCAAGUCAGCUACUACGGCGGGAGAUACUCGAUCCACCGCGUACUAGCGUUGGAAACCUACACCAAGAGCACGUCGCUGCGGCACGUUCUCCUCGUCUGCUUAACCACUCCAGUGCCUAUGGUCACCCUCGUACUUGCCCAGGAGCUAGUAUCAUUGCAAGACCCGAAGGAGAGGUGGAGCUCUAACUACGGGUUCUGGGUGCGGACAUCGAUACUGGUAUUCGUUGGGAUUCCUACGCUCACAGUUCAAGCCACGUACUUUAUCGAUGGAGUGAAGAUCCCCACUCUUCGUCUGGUUCUGUUGUCGCUCGUCGCUUCGGUUGGAGUUAUCACUGGAUCGAUGGCGAUUUGUUCCCACCUCGUCUUUCCAGUGUCAUUCUUCCUGUUGGCAAUGUUCCCGGUACUCACCGUGGUGUUGGUUGUCUCGUUCCGAGUUAUCAUCGGCACCCGAAUAAUUCACGAGAUCUUGGCCCAUCGAGGUCAGUUGACCAGGUAUCUCCACUUUGUCAACGCCAAGUGUCUGCUGAUCUUCGUGUAUCCAGCGUAUGAGGCGUUAUUUCGUGCUGCUCACGGGACUCAGUACCAGGUUCCGGUUAUUCUGCUUCUACCAGUGAUGAAGAUCGCUCUGAAGAAUAUCAUGUGCCGAUGUACCGCACAUAUGGAAGACAUGACGCCUGAAGCGGUGAUAUUCACGGUGGACUUGUUCAAUUCGACUUACAUGGCCACGUGCAUGCAGAGUGCCUCUUCUCUAAUGACCGUCACCCAUUCACUGGAGACGCUCUUCACGAUCGAGUGUCUGGUAGUUGCCUCGUAUCUGGAGGCCGUCAUCCCCUUGCUCUACGCCAGCUACAUCCUGGUCGUCGUGCACCUUCCAAGUGCUCGCUACCACACAGAGAUGGUCGUCGUGACCAUCGUGCUGCUGUUGAUGGUGGUCAAGCGCAACUGCGGAGUGAAGGCUCUGCAUCAAUUGGCAUUCGUGCUGGAGACCCAGAUGUCAGCCAUCCAGGGCAAAUUGAUGUUCUGGAUGCUCAUCACGCUGUGCUCCCGCCUCGUGCAUUUCGGCGUCGACUUCACGUUCCAAUUCGCAUUUUGA